AUGAAACUCGCCGGAGAUGCAAUUGCAAAAUCCAUUAGUAAAUACAACGAGGAAAAGAAAGAGGAUAUUUUGGCAAACGGUUCGAAAAGUUUGGGUCGAUCCGGUAAAACGGUAUCGAGAAUUUCGUCUUCGAGUUCAGCGAGAAGAAUGAAAGCCAUCGCAGAAGUAGCCGCUGCAGAGCGGCAAGCGGAGUACGACUUGUUAAUCGCCGAGAAAGAAAUUGCAAGGAGACAGUUCGAAGCCGACGAAGAACGGAGAAAGACGGAAGCAAAGGCGAGGUACGAUCAUGAAAUCGCUGUGCUCAAGGCAAAGAAACUAACAGCUGUGGCGAACGCUAAAUUGACUGCAAUCGAACAAUCUAUUCAGCAGGAAGAGGGAAAAUCAGUUGCCCAGUCUGAUGUAGAAUUAUCUGAGGGAGAUGGGAAACUCAACAACAGUGAACGAACUAGCGCUUGGGUGUACGAUCAACGACAUGAAGCAAUUCGACACCGGAAAGGGCCAGAACAAGACGAAACAAUCCAACUAGAUCCAGACGUGAUAUUUGGUCGGAAGAGCAAAGCAGCAGACAAUUAUAUUGUACCACCGCUCAAAGACGAUUUUUUGGGAAAAAACGGAACGGAACGGGAAGCGGAAAUACUGCCGGUGCAGCAAAGUAUGGAAGCUAUCGCAGCUACAAAUCAACAACUGGCAGCUAGUUUCGUACGUCAAAGCUUACCGAAGUGUCAUCCCGAUACCUUUAGUGGUGACGUAACAAUGUUCCACCCAUGGAAGAAUUCGUUCGAGGCAAUGAUCCGUGAUGCUGAUAUUUCACCGGAACAAGAGAUAAAUUACCUGCAUAAGUAUACGAAAGGGGCACCACAGAACCUGGUCGAUAACUUUCGAAAACGUCAACACAACAAUCCACAUAAGCUGCUGAAAGAAGUAUGGGUGGAGCUCGAGAGACGUUUUGGCAACUCAGCCGCGAUUUCACACGCCUUAUUGGGACGGUUGCGAGAUGCAGCUAAAUUCGAGGAUAAAGACAAGAAGAAACUGCAGGAGUUUGCCGAUUUGUGUGCUGACGUAGACUAUCAGAUAGGACAAUUGCCUGGUUUGAGAUGUUUAAACUACGCGAAUGUUAUUCAGCCAAUCCUUCGAAAAUUACCAGCAUCUCUCCGAAACAAAUGGGAAAAGCAGGUCGUGGACUACGCUUUGGAGAACUAUGAUGCUUACCCAACCUUUCAUAUCUUUGCUACUCUGGUGGAAAGGCAGGCAAGAAUAAAAAAUCAUCCAAAUGUUGUGAUUAAGGAUGUCCAAAGAAACGAAAGGAAGAAAUCCAGUUUCGGAAACCCGUUCGAAGAGGACACAGUUCUGAAAGGAGAUGUUGAAAUGGAGAAUACUGGCAACCCAAAUCAGAAACAUUGUUCUUUCCAUGAUAGUAAAGGCCACACCCUAACUGAAUGUAAAGUCUUCGAAAAGAAAACGCUGCAAGAGAAAAUAGAAUGGCUGAAAAAGUCUGGACUCUGUUUCCGAUGUCUCGAAGAUAAACACCUCGCCAGAAACUGCAAAGCUACAAUCAAAUGUAAGAAGUGUGACAGCGAUCGCCACUUGGUAUUGCUCCACAGAGACAAGAGGGAGAACGUAGACAACAAAAAUGAUGGCGAGGAGGUUGGCGCAACCUGUACUAAAUUGUGCGAUAGCAAAAGGGGUGGACUCUCAUGCAGCAAAAUUGUUCUCAUGGACAUUUCUCUUCAAGACAAACCCGAUCAGAUCCAUAGAGUAUAUGCGUUAGUGGAUGAACAAAGUAACGCUUCGAUGAUUACUCCUGAUUUGGCAAAUAAACUGGGUAUUAACAGUAAAAAAGAAAAAUAUUUCUUAUCUACCUGCAGUGUUUCCAAAGAGGUGAAAUACGGACGCCGUGUACCUGGAGUGAUAGCAACGUCGGUGGAUGGUAAAUCGUCGAAGUUGCCCACUUUGAUCGAGUGUAACCACAUUCCACAAGAUAAAAGGGAAAUUCCAACACCUGAAUUAGUAUCGCGAUUUCCCCACCUUCAAGAACUCGCCAAAGAAAUCCCACC
Messenger RNA from Paramuricea clavata, 2054 nucleotides. The record is from the annotation of a GenBank genome assembly. NCBI's taxonomy places the organism in Eukaryota, Metazoa, Cnidaria, Anthozoa, Malacalcyonacea, Plexauridae.